AUGACAUUUCCUUUACCCAAUCCCGUUCUGGUCUACGUCACCUCCGGAUUGGCUGGCGAUAGCGAGCUCGAGGCCCUGCUGAGAGCCAGAGCGCGAGGAGGAAGGCACUGGCAUGAACAGAAUUCGCAUUCAUGUUUUGCCUUCAAGUCGGGGGCAGCUCACUCCUGUGCCAAGGCCACGAGAAACCUUGUCCUGUGCCUUUGCUCAUCGUCCAUGCUCUCAGCCUCGUUUGGAAGGACUCGAGUUCUGCAUUAAACACAUCCUUGAAGACCGGAAUGCACCCUUCAAGCAGUGCAGCUAUAUUUCCACUAAGAAUGGCAGGAGGUGCCCAAAUGCAGCUCCCAAGCCGGAGAAGAAAGAUGGUGUGUCAUUCUGUGCUGAACAUGCUCGCAGAAACGUAUUGGCCUUACAGGCUCAAAUGAAGAAGUCUAAUCCUAGCCCUGUGAGAGAGUCUCUCCUCUGUCAGCUGAGUUCCUAUGCCAAGACGGAGCAGGGCUCUCAAACUGCCGAAAAUAACCGUAGUGAGGGCAGCAGGAUAUUGGAUGAAGAUAGCUGGAGUGAGGGAGACCAGGAGCCUCUUACUGUGGAUCAGACGUGGAGGGGUGAUCCUGAUAGUGAAGCAGAUAGCAUUGAUAGUGACCAAGAGGAUCCUUUAAAACAUGCUGGUGUGUAUACGGCUGAAGAGGUGGCACUGAUCAUGCGAGAAAAACUGAUCCGGCUACAGUCUCUGUAUAUUGAUCAGUUCAAACGGCUUCAGCACCUUCUGAAAGAGAAGAAGCGCCGGUAUUUGCACAGCCGGAAGGUGGAACAUGAAGCCAUAGGUAGCAGUCUCCUGACAGGCCCAGAGGGUCUUAUGUCUAAAGAACGUGAAAACUUGAAGCAAUUGAAAUAUUUAAGGCGUUAUCGACAACGCUAUGGUGUGGAGGCUCUCUUACAUCGGCAGCUGAAGGAACGUAGAAUGCUGGCUACAGAGGGUGCUGGCCAGCAGGCACACACUACCCGUUCUAGCCAGAGGUGUUUGGCCUUUGUAGAUGAUGUUCGAUGUUCCAACCAGUCUCUCCCAAUGACAAGACAUUGCCUUACUCAUAUCUGCCAGGAUACCAAUCAACUCCUAUUUAAAUUGUGCCAAGGGUCAGAAGAAGCACCCUGCAGCAAGCCAGUGCCUGUAAACCUUUCUGAAAACCCCUGCUGCCCACUCCAUCUAGAGCUACCACCUCAGAUGUAUAUUCCUGAACAGGUACUGUGUGUUCCUGAGGAACUGGAAACCGCUUCCACGGAUCUCUACUUGAGUGCAGCUGAACUCUGCCCCACGGAGAGUUUGCCACUGGAGUUCAGUGAUGAUUUGGAUGUUGUUGGAGAUGGUAUGCAAUGUCCCCCUUCUCCUCUGCUUGCUGAUGCUUCUGCUGCCCUUGAGAACCAACUGAGCAAAAAUGUGGCUGAAGUUCCCAUAAUUGUGUGCUCAGAUGAAGAAUCCGUUCGACAAGGACUUCCAACACAGUCAGGAAGGGGAAGUUUCCCCAGGCAAAUUACACUUCUUGCAUCAGAACCUCCACAAGAGCCAUCAGCGCAGAAUACACAGCAUCUUGUGACAAGUGGCUCAAGGUUGGAGGACAAUAAGAAAGAUGAACCUGCAACCAAUGGGAAUUCAGAACCAGCUGCUAUCAACUGAGAUGGAAAAAAACUGUCUCCUGUCCGAUAAAGCAUCCGCUGCUGCUCUUGAACUCUCUUUUUGGCUUCCAGUGUUUUGCCAGCUCUCUAUUAAAUCUUCCCCAGAUUUAAUGUCUAUCUGGAAAACCAUAUGAGAGGCAGCUUUAGCAUGUUUGAGUGACUUCUUUCAGAUCUCAUUUCAGGGAAUGCUUUUUGGUUUCUGGUAUAAGUGGAGCAAAAAACAUAGGACAUCUUAAUGUUCAAUUAAUACACAAAGCAAAAGCCUCUGCCUUAUUCAUAGUCAUAGGCCCCUGAUAAGAGGAAAUGGCUUAAAGUAUUUUCCAUAGUUGAAUUAUUGGGAGUAUUUGAAGUCACAGGCUGAGCCGUGCUAAAAGCCGAGCUUUUUAUUAUCUGUACUGUACACUAGCCCAGUGAUGGCGAACCUUUUAGCCACCGAAUGCCCAAACCAUGCACGUGCAUGCCCAAACUGAAAGGUGCGAACACACGCAUGCACAGACAUGCGUGCAUGUGCAGCAGAGACCCAAAGACAAGCUGGCCUCCCAACACUGGCAGCGUGGCAAGAGGUAAGAUCUUUUUCUUUAGAGCUUCUGUUUCGUCGUCUCCAGGGAAACAGAAGUUCACAAAAGAAACGCCAUGGAGAUCUGACCUGGGCGACGGCGCAUGUGCCAGCAGAGAGGGCACACAUGCCAUAGGUUCGCCAUCACCGCACUAACCCGUUGAUGUAUAAUGUGCACAUAGCUGGAAUUUUUUUUCUCUUUUCCUUUAGCACUGAAGCCCCCAUAUAAGCAAUUUCCCACUUCUACAUUAUAAUGUGUAUAAAUCCCUUGUAGUAUAUGAAUAAAAAUACUGGAUACAUUUUAUA
Thamnophis elegans (Western terrestrial garter snake) is the source of this 2530-nucleotide messenger RNA. RefSeq names its product KAT8 regulatory NSL complex subunit 2 (gene KANSL2). Bases 113 to 1669 code for a protein of 518 amino acids. Gene Ontology annotation, cellular component: NSL complex. NCBI's taxonomy places the organism in Eukaryota, Metazoa, Chordata, Lepidosauria, Squamata, Natricidae. The transcript is spliced from 10 exons. The record is from RefSeq and is a predicted model, not a curated record.